This is a messenger RNA of Ricinus communis (castor bean), 677 nucleotides long. RefSeq names its product thionin-like protein 2. Bases 46 to 402 code for a protein of 118 amino acids. NCBI's taxonomy places the organism in Eukaryota, Viridiplantae, Streptophyta, Magnoliopsida, Malpighiales, Euphorbiaceae. The record is from RefSeq and is a predicted model, not a curated record. The transcript has 2 exons.
AAAAAUACAACAGAAGAUUUGCAUAGUAUUAUUAUUAUAUCAUAUAUGAUCAUGGAAAGAAAAGCAGUGUCAUUUCUUUUGAUGUGUGUGGUUAUCGGGAUGCUUGCAGGGCAGUCCAAUGCUUGGUUUAAGGAUUUCAAAACUUGCUUAAAGGAUUGUCUGGUUCAAUGCGCUAUUCCACCAUGGACUCCAAUUUGCCCUGCCAGUUGCCUUGCUAAGUGCAUUAUCCACCCAUCUUAUACCACUUCCACUGACACUACUCAUCAAUUCUGUACUGUUGGUUGUGCUACAUCCUUGUGCUCCAAGCUCAUCACCAAUCCCAACCCUAAUCUGGAACAAGUGGAAAGUUGUGUGAAUGGUUGUUCAGGAACAUGCACCAAGAACUACGUGCCAGUAAAUUGAUGGAAAAAGGACUUAUGCUUAAUUUGAUAGUUCAAGAGGGGUGUCCUUGGGCUUGAAGAUUAAUUUCUAUGUCAAACACAUGAUAUCCAUAGUCAGUACAUAUAUUACUAAUACAUACACACCUUAAACUCUAAAACCAGUUUAAUUGUCUUUGCUAUGUGAUGGGCGACUCAUAUCGUAUGUGAUGUACGUUUACAUUUCCAGUAGUUGUUUAUCCAAAUUUCUUGUUCAAGUAUUAAGCUUUAUAAAUUAUUCUUCAAGUUUAUUUGGAUUGA